Messenger RNA from Neltuma alba, 1044 nucleotides. RefSeq names its product zingipain-2-like. Gene Ontology annotation, biological process: proteolysis. Gene Ontology annotation, molecular function: cysteine-type peptidase activity. The record is from RefSeq and is a predicted model, not a curated record. NCBI's taxonomy places the organism in Eukaryota, Viridiplantae, Streptophyta, Magnoliopsida, Fabales, Fabaceae. Bases 1 to 1044 code for a protein of 347 amino acids. The transcript is spliced from 5 exons.
AUGCUCCUCCUUUUCGUGGUUUGGUAUGCUUUGAUUUGCUUCACUUCUGGUUUUCCUAAUGAAAAUUUCAUUUCGAAUCUAGAUCUUGACAAGUUCACUUCUGAGAAAGAAGUCUAUGAACUUUUUGAAACGUGGAAGAAGGAGACUGAACGAGAAUACCAAACCCUAGAAGAGGAGGUGAUGAGAUUUCAAAUUUUCAAAAGCAAUGUAGAGAAUAUCAAAGAGGAAAAUGCAAAAAGAAAGUCACCCUAUGAAUAUCGUCUAGGUUUGAACAAGUUUUCUGAUAUGAGUUAUGAAGAGUUCAGCAACAUCUAUUUACGUGAAACAAAGGGGCCAAAUAUCAAAAGCAACAUGGGCGAUAAGGUGUUCAAUAAUGAAUCAUGUGUUGCACCUUCUUCUUGGGAUUGGAGGAAAGAAGGAGCUGUAACUUACGUUAAAGACCAAGGCCAAUGUGGUUCUUGUUGGGCAUUCUCUGCGACUGGAGCCAUUGAAGGUAUAACUCAAAUAGUCACACAGUGUCUUCCUAAUCUUUCUGAACAACAACUCGUAUCUUGCGAUAAGAAUAACUCUGGUUGUGAAGGAGGGUCGUAUUGUAACGCAUUUAGAUAUGUCUUAGAGAAUGGGGGUAUUGCCACAGAAAGAGAUUAUCCAUAUAUAGGUAAAGAUAGUCCCUGCAAUCACACAGAGGAAAAAAAGAUCUUUGCUACUAUUGAUGGCUACCGUUGUUGGGUGACACCUAUAUCAGAAGAGUCUCUCCUUUGUGCUGUUUACACACAACCUAUUAGCGUUAGCAUCUAUGCAAGCCCACACUUUAAGUCCUACAAAAGCGGAAUAUUUACUGGGGAUGAUUGCUCAUCUGUUGCUUCAUGUGCACAUAAUCAUGCUGUAUUAAUCGUGGGAUAUGGUUCAUCGGAAGAUCAAGAUUACUGGAUCGUCAAAAACUCGUGGGGAGACUCCUGGGGACAAAACGGUUACAUCUUCAUCAAAAGAAAUGCUGGUACUACUGAAGGAGAGCAGGCACUUCUGAAGAAAGAGGCAAUGUGA